AAUGUUUUAUCAGUUAUUAAGGCUUUGACACACAUUUGUCUUUAAUUCAUUUUUCUGGGUUUAUAAACUAUAUGGAAACGCUGGCUUCUGUUGUUUAAAUGUGAGUCAACCGACAUGCAGAACACGACGACCGUUGAAGUCGGGUGAACGUAAAUUGAAGAUUAAGUGUUUUAGUGAGACUCUAAAGACACUGUGGUUCAGGAUUGGUUUGACACUCGGGACACCACACUUCUAGCACAUUUCCUGGACACAGCUGUGUGUGGUGGUUCCUGAUCCGAAAUAAGUGAUGGAGUUUCCAGAAGAUUUCAACCAGCUGGAGCUCCUGAACACACACGGACACCUGAUCCCCCGCGGUGCCAGCAGCCUGUGGACAGGAAGCAGGGACGAGUCAGAGGAUGGAGAAGAGGAGGAAGAGGGGCCACACAGUGAGGGGUGGUAUCUAGAAAAAGAAGAAAAUCUCAAAGACAAACCGACAGAGCUCAUGUUGUGGGCAGCUGAAAACAAUCGGCUUUCCACACUUCACGGUUUGUUGACUUCUGAUCCCUCUCUGGUGCACUGCUGUGAUGAGGACGGUUACACUCCUCUCCAUCGUGCGGCAUACAGCGGCCAUGUUGAUGUGGUUUCCACUUUGCUUGCUGCUGGCUCGAAAGUUAACCCACGUACCAUCGAUGGCUGGACACCCCUUCACAGCGCCUGCCGCUGGAGCCGUGUCACGGUGGCGACCCUUCUCCUGCAACAUGGAGCACAGCUAAAUGCCCAGACCAACGGUGGGAUCACACCUCUUCACCUAGCCGCCUCCCACGCCAGCUCCUUAAAAACAGACUCUGCUCACACGUUGGAGCUCUUGCUGUCACAGCGUCACCUGAAGCCUAAUCUCUGCAGCAGCAGCGGGGAAACCGCCAGCGAGGUGGCCCGUCGGAGUGGGCCACAUCACUUUCUGUUUGAGAUGGUGGAAGACUGCGUUAACGUUGUGCCCAUGUCAUGAAGAAGAGAUCAGGUGCUUACAACAGUUUAUCAUUCCACAUGAAUGCUUUUACUUUCUGGUCUUUAAUGUGUAACAGACAGGUUAUUUAGAAGAUUUUUACCAUGGAGAGACUGUUAUCUGUUAUUUGUAAUCAUUCAUUUGAACCUAUAUACUACAGUGAUACAUAUUAUGACAUUGCAGUAGUUUUUUUCUGUGAUAUAUAUUGCAUUUUUUUAUUUAUUAAAAAAAUAUUUUGAACCAGA
This is a messenger RNA of Cheilinus undulatus (humphead wrasse), 1227 nucleotides long. RefSeq names its product ankyrin repeat domain 49 (gene ankrd49). Bases 287 to 985 code for a protein of 232 amino acids. Gene Ontology annotation, molecular function: protein binding. The transcript has 4 exons. NCBI's taxonomy places the organism in Eukaryota, Metazoa, Chordata, Actinopteri, Labriformes, Labridae. The record is from RefSeq and is a predicted model, not a curated record.